GGGGGCUAAAAACCCGUCGUCGUCAUGGAGAGCGCUGCAAGCAGUGAUUCACACGCACGAGGCCCAGUAUAUUUUGCCAGAUCACACUCGCGCACGACGAGGCCCCAUGAUGCAAAGCAGCGUUGCCCCUGACGGCGUUGCCCCUGACGGGGGCAACGCUGCUGCGGUGGACGCGGGCGCCAAAGCGGCGCUGCUAGACAGCUUCGCGAACGCCGGCGGCAGCAUCUCGAUCGGAACGAGUUGGAUGGACUGGGGCCAGCCCUCCGAUCGCCUGCCGAUGGGAAAACGGUACGGUCGCGAGAUGCCGCGGGCGAAGGACUUAGCCGUCUUCGACGCGAACGGGGCCCACAUAGCGACCCUGCAGUUCAACUACUCGAAUCUCGACUAUUCCCUCGGUCACGUCGACUUGGUCAGCGCGAAGGAACCCAACCGCGUCACCCACCGCUUCACGCGCACGAGCAACGCGCGCCUGGGCUUCCUGAGCGGCCAGGAGGGCGCCCGCGGCGCCCCCUUUCACGUAGUGAUGGACGAUCCGAUGACGGCCUUGUGCGACGGUCACUUCUGCAUGGGGCGCGGCGCGGGCUUCUACGUGCGCGAGGACGGCCAGACGACCAUGCGGCUUCAGUCUCCCGCAAACCCCUUGCUGCCGAUCCUCGUGAUUGCGACGGCCUGUCUCAUAGCGGCCUGUAUCCCGUGCUGCCCGUGCUUCAAGAGGAGCGGGCCGACCUGGAACAUCUUGAAGGAUGGGAAGAAGGUCGGCGGCUGCUACAUGGCGACGAAUACGUCUGGGAUCCGCAUCGAGGCGACGGACCCGGACGUCAUGCGUGUUGCCCUAGUCAUGGCCAUUAGCAUGCUCUUCCGGCCGCUCGAUGGCGGAGGCUGAUCUUGUCGUCGCUGUGGAAAGUUGAUAUGGAAAAAGUCAGAAUCGGAAUGACUGCCUCGACUUUUUUUUAUCUGUCGCGAGGUUGAUGGCUCGACCUCGGCGCGACGUCGGUGGCGGCGCGCCGGGAUCUCGUGGCCGCCGCGGUCGCGUUGAGAUGCACGGACUCGGCAGCGUACGACCCCCCCCGACCUGAUCUUGUACACGUCGACGGCAUUCGCCCGCGGAUUAAAUUUGCUAGAAGAA
Messenger RNA from Pelagomonas calceolata, 1126 nucleotides. Lineage: Eukaryota; Pelagophyceae; Pelagomonadales; Pelagomonadaceae. The record is from the annotation of a GenBank genome assembly.